UACUAGUACUAGUAAUAAUUGGACACAGUCACUUCCUUUUUCCAAACUCGAAACAGACGGAAGCACACGCGUCCUCCUCUCAUUUUCCCUCCCGUCUUUAGCUUUAUUUUUAAACAGUAGCUGAUUGAUUUGAUCGAUUGAUUGAUUUACAUACUGUAAGAAGAAAACGUAAGAAAUGGUGGCGUUCAAGGUUACUCGCGUCGGGACGACGCCAUUUGAUGGCCAGAAACCUGGAACUUCUGGUCUCCGGAAGAAGUUUUUACAAGGUACAAGCAAUAAUCAAGAUUCAAGUAGGCUUCUUGGCCGUUUCAAAUAUAUGAUUGGUAAAAAAAUAUUUGGAGACAGACAUAAAGUGAAGGUGUUCACACAACCUCAUUACUUGCAAAACUUUGUUCAGGCAACAUUCAAUGCUCUUGGAUCUGACAAAGUCAAAGGUGCCACACUUGUUGUUUCUGGUGAUGGCCGCUACUUCUCCAAGGAUGCUAUCCAGAUCAUUACAAAAAUGGCUGCAGCAAAUGGAGUAAGACGUGUUUGGGUUGGUCAACAUGGACUUAUGUCCACUCCUGCUGUAUCAGCUGUUGUUCGCGAUAGAGUCGGGGCUGAUGGGUCUAAAGCUAAUGGGGCAUUUAUAUUGACAGCAAGUCACAACCCAGGUGGCCCUCACGAGGAUUUUGGAGUUAAGUACAACAUGGAAAAUGGUGGACCUGCGCCAGAAGGUGUUACUAAUAAGAUCUAUGAGAACACUACGACAAUAAAGGAGUAUUUGAUUGCAGAGGGCCUGCCUGAUGUGGACAUCUCUAAAACUGGCGUUUCAAGCUUUGAGGGCCCAGAUGGGAAAUUUGAUGUUGAUGUCUUCGAUUCAACUAUUGAUUAUGUGAAACUGAUGAAGUCAAUAUUUGACUUCCCAUCAAUCCAGAAGUUGCUCUCUUCUCCAAAAUUUGGUUUCUGUUAUGACGCACUUCAUGGUGUUGCUGGAUAUUAUGCUAAACGCAUCUUCGUGGAGGAGCUUGGUGGAAAAGAAAGCUCUCUACUGAACUGUGUUCCUAAGGAGGACUUUGGUGGAGGACAUCCAGAUCCUAAUCUGACCUAUGCAAAGGAGUUAGUUGCACGAAUGGGAUUGUCUAAAUCACAUUCUGAACCCAAUCCACCAGAAUUUGGGGCAGCUGCUGAUGGAGAUGCAGACCGUAACAUGAUUCUUGGGAAAAGAUUCUUCGUGACUCCGUCUGAUUCUGUUGCUAUCAUAGCUGCCAAUGCUGUUGAAGCCAUACCUUAUUUUUCUGGAGGUUUAAAAGGAGUUGCCAGGAGUAUGCCCACAUCGGCUGCUCUGGAUGUUGUAGCUAAAAGUCUGAACCUGAAAUUUUAUGAGGUACCCACUGGUUGGAAAUUUUUUGGUAACUUGAUGGAUGCUGGAAUGUGUUCAAUUUGUGGAGAAGAAAGUUUUGGAACUGGUUCAGACCAUAUUCGAGAGAAAGAUGGGAUAUGGGCAGUUUUGGCUUGGCUCUCUAUUCUUGCCAAUAAGAAUAAGGACAACCUUGGGGGAGAAAAGCUUGUGAGUGUUGAAGACAUAGUUCGCCUACACUGGGCAACCUAUGGACGCCACUAUUACACUCGAUAUGAUUAUGAGAAUGUCGAUGCGGCUGGAGCAAAGGAGCUAAUGGCUCAUUUGGUCAAGCUGCAAUCCUCCCUCGAUGAAGUGAACAAAAUAAUAAAGGGAAUACAUUCAGAUGUUUCAAAUGUUGUUCAUGGUGAUGAAUUCGAGUACAAGGACCCAGUUGAUAGUUCCAUCUCAAAACAUCAGGGUAUCCGGUAUCUGUUUGAAGAUGGCUCACGAUUGGUUUUCCGUCUCUCUGGAACUGGCUCAGAAGGCGCUACCAUACGUGUGUAUAUCGAGCAGUACGAGAAGGAUCCAUCUAAGAUCGGAAGAGAUUCUCAGGAAGCACUUGCUCCAUUGGUCGAGGUUGCUAUUAAGCUGUCAAAGAUGCAGGAAUUCACUGGCCGUUCUGCACCAACUGUAAUAACAUAAAUACAUAUUGCCUCAUGUAAUCCUUUAUGUACUUUAGAAAUAACUGGUCCUAGUGUCCUCAUUCAAGGAUUGCUGGAAGAUGCACCAUAUUCAAUAGUCUUAAAAAAGAAAGAAGAUGCAAUGUAUCAGUUUUUUGAGUUCUGUAGUGAAAGUUUUUUUUUUCAGAAUAGACAAGCAGCGAAUUUAUCUUAUUUUCGAUGAUAAUGGUUCAAGUGAAUCUCAACAAUCAGUACGGGUUUUCGUAUUUUUCA
Messenger RNA from Nicotiana attenuata, 2274 nucleotides. Its product is annotated as phosphoglucomutase, cytoplasmic-like. Gene Ontology annotation, cellular component: cytosol. Gene Ontology annotation, molecular function: magnesium ion binding; phosphoglucomutase activity. Bases 176 to 2023 code for a protein of 615 amino acids. The transcript is spliced from 20 exons. Gene Ontology annotation, biological process: carbohydrate metabolic process. Lineage: Eukaryota; Viridiplantae; Streptophyta; Magnoliopsida; Solanales; Solanaceae. The record is from RefSeq and is a predicted model, not a curated record.